This is a messenger RNA of Poecilia reticulata (guppy), 4839 nucleotides long. RefSeq names its product heparan sulfate 2-O-sulfotransferase 1a (gene hs2st1a). Gene Ontology annotation, cellular component: membrane. The record is from RefSeq and is a predicted model, not a curated record. Gene Ontology annotation, molecular function: heparan sulfate 2-sulfotransferase activity. NCBI's taxonomy places the organism in Eukaryota, Metazoa, Chordata, Actinopteri, Cyprinodontiformes, Poeciliidae.
AGCCACUGCUGGCUGGUGGACUGCUCAUUCAUCCAAUAGUCUGGGUGGCAAAUAGGGGUAAUGUGUCCGUAGUGCGGUGGUAGCCACACUCGGUGUGAUAGGGGACACUGGCAACACCGACUGGUACCAGUCUGGUUCCCCAAUCCGACUGGAAAAGUUCGCAUUCUGCUCAAAUCUAUUGGGUUUUGAGACGAUUUACAACCCGGGACAAUUAAUGAAGCAUGGGGAUCUACCAUUUGAGGUGACUGGAGGAUCUAGAUGUUACAAGAUAUCCACACACACGCUCCUGAGAAACGACAGAGAGAGAGACAGAGGGCCAUGCUCACACUCCCCAGCCGCUGAGUAAACCCCCCGCCGCAGCCGCUGUUUGUUUCGGUGUUGUCUCUUCCGAGGAUGGAGUGACCAAAUCCCUCUCCGGAUGAUUUGAUGGGGCUGCUCAGAGUCAUUAUGCCGCCCAAGUUGCAGCUUCUGGCGCUGCUUGCGUUCGCAGUGGCCAUGUUCUUCCUGGAGAACCAGAUCCAGAAGCUGGAGGAGUCCCGGGGAAAGCUCGAGCGAGCCAUCGCCCGGCACGAGGUGCGGGAGAUCGAGCAGCGGCACACGCAGGACGGCCUGAGGGAGCGCGAGGCGGCGGCCGCGCUGACCAACAGCGAGGACGACUUGGUCAUCAUCUACAAUCGCGUGCCCAAGACCGCCAGCACCUCCUUCACCAACAUUGCCUACGACCUGUGCGGGAAGAACCAUUACCACGUGCUGCACAUCAACACCACCAAAAACAACCCCGUCAUGUCCAUACAGGACCAGGUGCGGUUUGUAAAGAACGUGACAGAAUGGAGGGAAAUGAAGCCUGCGAUUUACCACGGACACGUCUCCUUCCUGGAUUUUACAAAGUUUGGAGUGAAGAGGAAGCCCAUCUACAUUAACCUGAUCAGAGACCCCAUCGAGAGGCUGGUGUCUUAUUAUUACUUCCUGCGGUUUGGGGACGACUACAGACCCGGCCUGAGGCGCAGGAAACAAGGAGACAAGAAGACGUUUGACGAGUGCGUGUCAGCCGGCGGAUCGGACUGUGCUCCUGAGAAACUCUGGCUCCAGAUCCCCUUUUUCUGUGGUCACUAUUCUGAAUGCUGGAAUGUGGGCAGUCAGUGGGCGCUGGAGCAGGCCAAAUACAACCUGGUGAAUGAGUACAUGCUGGUGGGAGUCACCGAGGAGCUGGAGGACUUUGUGAUGAUGCUGGAGGCCGCGUUGCCACGGUUCUUCAGAGGAGCCACAGAGCUGUACAAAACGGGAAAGAAAUCCCACUUGAGGAGGACCAGUGAGAAAAAGCCACCCACUAAGGAAUCCAUCGCCAAGCUGCAGCAGUCAGCCAUCUGGAAGAUGGAGAACGAUUUCUAUGAGUUUGCGCUGGAGCAGUUCCAGUUCGUCAGGGCCCACGCUGUCAGAGAAAAGGAUGGGGAACUCUACAUGCUGGCUCAAAAUUUCUUCUAUGAGAAAAUCUAUCCCAAAAACUGAAGAGGGGACUCUCAGAAGAGCGGUUUUAGAGUCUCCUGUGUGUUUUAAGCUGACUCAUUCUGAGGAAACGGAAGUGGAGAGAAAGUCUAGCAAGCCAUUGACUUGCUAGAUUUGUAAUGGAGGACUUAACGUGGUGCUGCUACCUGACAGAUCCGUCUCUGGCUCGGCUGGCUGGUUGGGGAGCUUGUAUUUCAUCAGCAGGUUGUCCUCUGCAGCUUCUCCACUCUGUUUUUCUUCCACAACAAAAUCAGAGGAGCCCUGAGUGGACCGUGGAUCCGGUUUGGACCUGGCUCUUCGCUUAACCUGGGGGGGAAAAAAAUCACUGGCUCUGUACUGUUUGAUUGUGUUUGGUUGUAUUUUAGCUCUUUACAAUGGUUUAUUGUUCAUAUGUGAGGACUGACAUUUUCCACAGUGAGAUGACAUCUUCAUGCCUCACAACAGUGACUAACUUAAAGAGACAGUAACAGUAAAAAGCUGAAUACUUGCUUGAACCUAAAGAACAUUUGUCUGGGUUUAUUUUGUUUGUUUUAUUGAACUAUUUACUGGGCCAGGCGUGUGUGUUUUAUACUUUACUUGAUGUGUGACUCUUGUAAAUGAAGGAUGCUUUUACACUUAAUGUUACUGGAGUGUGUCAGAACGUUACACUUUCUCUAAAUAUUUCAAUCCAUUUCAUUCUCGCACAGUGGGUUGUAUAACUUGUAGAGAUGCACCGAUCAGCGGUCUGGGGCCGAUUCACGAUCAAUGAUUUUAUUUUAUUUGAUUUUUUUAAAAGUUUUUUUGGCUCUAGUGGCCUUUAUUUAGCAGUUGUCAGACAGGAAAGUGUGUUACGAGAGAGCAAAGACAUGCAGCAAAGGCCUCCAUACCUGGGUCACACUGUACCACUGAGCCCCAUCAGCAAUUUUUGUAAAUUGUUUUGACUUGCAAGUACCAAUUUUGGUCAGAUUUUCUUUAAGAACUACUUAGAACUACUUUUUUUUUAACAGCGUUCAAAUUAGUUUGCAUAUAAAAAAGACUGGAAAGGUCGCUAAUUAUUUAUGUUCACAGCAGAGGUGACGUCACACUGUGUGUGAGAGAGAGAGAAAGAAGUUGCUGUAAAGCAGGAUUUUGUUAGCCACAAACAAAGACAAAAGGGAUUACGGAUGGAUUUGAAUUCUUUUCGCUGUGUUUUGUUAGCCAUUAGCAUGGUUAGCUUGGUUAGCUUUACUAGGUUAAAAAGGAGUGUUGGUGUGUAUUCAGUACAUUAGCUGUGAAACUACAGCACAACAUAAUCAUCUUCUCAAAUAUUUUGAUCUGUAUUGAUGCUUUUCUGGAGCAACAGUGGAAUGUUUUGUUUUGUUAGGUUUGCAAACGAUUAGUGCAUGAUAUCACCUUAAAUGACAAUAGUUAUCUCAAUCGUUAUUUGUUCUUUUCAAUUAGGGAAUUGGCUAUCCCUAUUGGAAAUAUUUGCUGAUCCAGCAUCAAAUCAAAUUAAGAUUGAUUUAUAUUUAAGAACAACUGCUGUUGGUCCAAGUGCUGCACACAACAGAUACGACAAGCACAGUAUCAGAUAGAAGACAAAGCCCAACAGUCAGGUUAGAAGGUCAGAAGGAUAAAACAGCAACUUUGUUGCAAUAUCUUCCUCCUCCCUGGAUUCUACUAAAGUUUGCUUUGUGUCAGUUUUUUCUUCCACUGCUUGGAGGGGGGAACCCCAAAGGUAUGUUUGAAUUGACAUCUUAUGGCAGACCAUUUCUUUUUUUAAGUCCAGAAAAGGUCAGGUGUGAAAGGCCCUCAAAUUGCAGACAGGAUCUGGAGUGAAACCAUCAGCAUCCAGUGAGGUCUGGCUCUGUUGCCACAGUCUGAAUGACCGGCUGACAGGAGAUAGUUUUUCUGUUUUUAAAAAGCCACUUGCUCUCUUUUGUGCUUCCUCCUUUUCAAAACAUCUCAAUGCUUCUGGGGAAAAAAGCUAACUUUUGAGUCUUCUUCCCUCCACAACAACUUCAGCACUGAAGAACGUUGCUGUCAGGGGAGUCUUUCAGAUUUCAAGGUUUCUGACCACCAGUUGGUCUCCAGCCGAUUUCUCUGUGCAUCUCUAAAGUAACUUAUGAUUAUAUAUAAUUUUGAACAUUUCUUCUCUAGGAUCACCCUUCAGCCAACAUUUUGUUUGUGAUGUGGCUGAAUUUUAAAGUGACUAAAAAUUAGCUUCUUUCUUUUUUUUUUUUCUUUCUUUUUUUGCUCUUACAAAGUGGCAGGAAUUUGAUGUCAAUUUUUUUUAUCGAUCUAUUUCAUUGUGGAAACAUCUCCCGGCAUAAAAAUAUGGACCGUAUAAUAAUAGGUUAAUCGUCAGCAAAAUAAAUAAAUAAAUUAAAGCAGAAAAACUUACAUUGAACUUUAGAAAAAUAUAUAUAUUGUUGUAAUUAAGUUGAUUUUUUUUAUCAAGCAGAACAAAGAAUUAUGGAAUCACUCAAUUCUGAGGAAUAAAUUAUGGAAUUACAAUCUGAUGCCACAACUUUCACCUUUUCUAUGUGUUUGAGCUUCAGUUUGCCCCGCCCCUUCUCCCAAAUUUCACCAUAUCUGGAUCAAAAUGCAGUUUUUUUGCUGAUAUUCUGAGUAGGAGGAAGGGCCCCAAAUCAAGUUCUUCUUAAGGCCCCAUAUAACUUUGGGCCGGCCCUGAUGGGAGAAAUUAUUUGAUGACUUCUUUAAAUUGAACGAUGGCACAUUUAGACUUCUAUAAGCCAAAUCAUGAAUGAAUUAUUUUGUGUCAUACCUGUACUUUUAUUUUUUACUGCUGCAAAGUAAAACAACAUUUACCCUCUUUAAUUGUAUUUUCUAUAUUAUUUUUGCCUGGAUUUGUAGAGAACUACAGCAGAGAAAUGUCAUUUCCACUGGAAGCUGGAAACAAAGCAGGACCUUUGUAAUGUAAGGUAUCUUUUAACCAUAAAAGCUUGUUUCACCAUGCCAUCUUCAAAAAUGUUUACUAUAGGAGAUUAUGUUACCAAGGCAACAAACAUCAUAUAUAGAUUACCAGCAGGUUUUUAAUCUCACUCCGAUGCUCAGCUGAUUAGCAAUGCAUAAACCCGAUCGUUUUUAGAAUAAACUAGCCACACAAAGAGGAUAACAUGUUUAUCUGUGAGUUUAGCUUGUGUCACAUUAUGGACACAUAAUGUCACAUUAUGUGCUUAAAGGACUGCGAACAGAUCAGCUGUAGAAUCCAUUCGGUUUUGUGUGCCUUUUCUCCGGUUCUCGUUGCUUUGCAGCUUUGUGUGAAGGGACAGAAAUACAACACUGGCUGUCGUGUGUUUUUAAUUUGGUUCUGACAAAAAACAAGAAAACAAUACACAAAAGACUUUCAUGAAA